AUGGAGCCUGAUAGUGAGGUGGAGUCUUAUGAAGUUGAUUUUGAAGAGGAUAAUCAUAUAUAUGAAGAUGCAGACCAACCUGAGGUUGAAGCUGAAGUUCAAGGACAUGGUCAAGGUGGAGUUGGAGGGGUUGAAGAACGGGUUGAAGCAUUGGUUGAAGUUGAAGUUCAAGAAGGUGAAGACCAGACUACAGUUGAAGUUCAAGGACAGGGUGAAGGUCAAGAAGUUCAAGAUCCAGUGGAAGAGGAGCAUAUGCAAAAAGUACCAGCAUUUCAAGUUCUACAGAGAAAGAGAAGAAGGAAACCUUCAGAAAGAAUCAUGAAAAUUCAGAUAAGAAAGAAGUGGGAAGGGAAACAGGGGAGUAGUGGUGAAAAUCCAAUGGAAUUAGAAUAG
Messenger RNA from Lactuca saligna, 393 nucleotides. NCBI's taxonomy places the organism in Eukaryota, Viridiplantae, Streptophyta, Magnoliopsida, Asterales, Asteraceae. The record is from the annotation of a GenBank genome assembly.